AUGAGAAAACUAGCACCAAAGACCUACAACGCAACUAAAAAUACAUCACACCUCGCCCACAAAGAUCACCACUCUGGACUGGACAGACCACCACGGGAUAGACCUCCUGAGGAUGGGGACAGAUACAGAUCCAAGCUGGAGAGCAUUAUAAUGAAUAACGUAAUGCAUGACUACUUAACAGGUGGAUUCACUGCAAAUACUAGCUUGGCUCAUUAUUGCCGAGAUAAUGGUCUACUUCUUCACAUUCACUGUGCAAUGCAUGCCGUUAUUGAUAGACAGAAGAAUCAUGAUAUGCACUUCCGUGUACUAGCUAAAGCGUUACGUAUGUCUGGUGGAGACCAUAUUCACGCUGGUACCGUAGUAGGUAAACUUGAAGGGGAAAGAGAAAUCACUUUAGGCUUUGUUGAUUUACUACGUGAUGAUUUUAUUGAAAAAGACCGAAACCGCGGUAUUUAUUUCACUCAAGAUUGGGUCCCUUUACCAGGUGUUCUACCAGUGGCUUCCGGUGGUAUUCACGUUUGGCAUAUGCCUACUCUAACCCCCUAA
Messenger RNA from Benincasa hispida (wax gourd), 546 nucleotides. The record is from RefSeq and is a predicted model, not a curated record. NCBI's taxonomy places the organism in Eukaryota, Viridiplantae, Streptophyta, Magnoliopsida, Cucurbitales, Cucurbitaceae.